AUGGAUAACGGCUGGAUAAUGGAUCAUUUCAAAGGCAAAUCCCUCUCCAGUGGCGGUGUUUAAAGAUCAGGGGGUGAGGACUCCCCUCUCUCACAUGAACCAUGCACUGCCUCUGGACUCCAGCACUCUUACAAACUCUCAUUCAUUGCUUUUUCUUCAUCACAGGGCUGUUUGAUAAAGCCGCAGCGUUCAGCAUUAAGCAGGGAGGGGACGGAGGAGCUCCACCCGGAUGAAGUGGCUCAGUGGUGGGGUGAAUGGAGCAGCUGGUCGACCUGUAGCUGGACGUGUGGUGGAGGCGUUCGCUCACAGGAGCGCCACUGUCUGCAGCAGAGGCUCACUACCACGCACAACAUUAACAGUUCCUUCUGUGCUGGAUCGCAUAAGCAGUAUCAAUUGUGUACUAACCAGCCUUGCCCAAACAGCAGAAUUGGCUUCAAACAGCACCAGUGCUCCCAGUUCAACUCCAAAGCUUUCAGCAGGAAACACUACGAGUGGGUUCCCCUCUAUCCAGAUGAUUACAUCAGCAUUUCCAGCAAGCCGUGUGACCUGCAGUGCACCACCACCACGGGAGAGAGACAGCUAUUGGUUCCGGCACACGACGGGACCUUUUGCAGGAAUGGUGUCUACAAGGGCGUCUGCAUUGAGGGCCAGUGCCAGGUGGUGGGGUGUGAUGGGAAACUGUACUCCAGUAAAUCUGUAGACAAAUGUGGCAUCUGCGGUGGAAACGGUGACACCUGCUACCGGAUCUCAGGAUCUUACCGGAAAGGGAUCACACAGUUAGGCUAUGCCUUUAUAACUAAUAUACCUGUUGGAGCCACGGACAUCCAGAUUGUCGAGCGGCGAAAGACUGAAAACAUCUUGGCUCUGUCUGAUGAAGCUGGCCACUUCUUCUUUAAUGGAAACACUGUAAUCGACAACCCGCGCAACUUCCCCAUAGCAGGAACAGUGUUUAAGUACCGGAGGCCAGUUAACCUCUUUUCAGACGGCUUUGAGUACAUCAUAGCCCAGGGUCCUACCCAGCAGGGCCUGAACGUCAUGUAUUACAACCUUAAUGGAAAGAUGCCUCACAUUACGUACGAGUACACGGUGCCUCACGUAUCCUCCACCCCAGCAUCAUCCACCCAGGAGCAGCCUCCACUGGCAAGCAUGAUUGCCAACGCCACCUAUUCCCAGCUCCCCAUCACCAGGAAUGAGGUGGAGGCUCGGAAUGAGAACAGGGAGGAGGAGGAGGAGGAGGAGAAGAACCAGAGUACAUCUCUGGAUCCUAAGAGGAACAUGGAGGCACAUGGAGAUGUUCGGUGGGAGCACCAGGCUCCUUGUAACCUCAGUGAAAAUCCUGAGAUGCUGCGCCUUAGAGCGUCUGGCGAAGUCCUCCGUAAUGAGCUGGGAAAGCAGGACGGCUUUGGCUCCAGAUUUAACCUGAUUGAAAGCGACUCGUCUAGUGUGACUAAUGAGACACAGCCCAUGGCAAAAAGUGGGAAGAGCAAUCUGUAUAAGCUGCAGCCUUGUGUGGAGAGUACAUCCAUCUCUGACUGUUCCACGCUGAAGCUCAACUCGAACUCCUCCAUGAAGAACAACCUGCCUCUGCCGAUCCAUACAACGACCCAGAGAGAGCCUGAAUUCAAGCCUGAGUUGAACAGCACCUCGCAGCACAGACCUCAUCUCCUCCCGCUCCAGCAGGGGGCACCAGAGCGCCUCCCACUCACUGACAGUAAUGAGUUUGAGGUGGUGUCUCUCGACCACGAUGUCAGUCUGGCAGGCGUGUACAGAUGGAAGGUAUCUGCGUACGCACCCUGCAGUUCAACUUGUACCACAGGUAUCAGCACAGCGUAUGCUUUGUGUGUAAGAUAUGAUGGUUCUGAGGUUGAUGAGAGUUACUGUGGUGCUUUGACUCGACCUGAGCCCACGUACGAGUUCUGCACAGGCAGAGAGUGUCCACCCAGGUGGGAGACGAGCCGCUGGAGCGAGUGCUCUCGGACAUGUGGUGAGGGCUUUCAGUUUCGGACGGUGCGCUGCUGGAAGAUGAUGGCACCAGGCUUCGACAGCUCUGUGUAUGACGAUCUGUGCCACGCUGCCGAGCUGCACAAGCCCAUGGCACGCAAAUCCUGCAGAAGCAAAUCCUGCGGCCCUCAGUGGGAGGUGUCUGACUGGUCCGAGUGCUCAGCACGAUGUGGGCGCCGUGGUGUGAGGACCAGAGAGGUGCGAUGCUCGAUGGAUGCCCACCUGUGUAACGAGUCCACACGGCCCAUCAGUCAAAGGGAGUGUGACGGACCACCAUGUGACCGCAGGUGGACUGUGUCAGACUGGGGACCGUGCUCAGGGUCGUGUGGAGAAGGCCGCAUGAUGCGUUACGUGGUGUGUAAGAGCGGGAACGGGAAGGUGAUCUCUAAUGGUCACUGUGAUCAGGAGCGGAAGCCCCUCGCCGUGCAGCCGUGUGGAGCUCCAAACUGUCCCGCACACUGGGUGGAGCAGGAGUGGGAACAGUGUAAUGCGACGUGUGGGCGUGGGGUAAAGAACAGACAGGUGGUAUGUGCUGGACUCGAAGCUGGCGUGUUUAAGGAGUUUCCUGAUCAUGUGUGUUCUCACUCAACCAAACCCGAGGAGAGAGCUGCGUGCUUCGAGAGGCCUUGCUCCAAAUGGUUCACCACUUCCUGGUCUCAGUGCAGUAAGACAUGUGGGAGUGGCGUGAGAGUGCGGGAAGUGAGGUGUUACCAGGGAGAGGAGAUCGGCCACAGCUGUGACUCCACACUGAAACCUCUGGCCAGACAGAGCUGUGAGGUACAGGCCUGUCCUACUGAGGCACCAGUGGAAGAUGUUUGUGAGGACAAAGCGACAGCGAACUGUGCGCUGGUGUUGAAAGUAAAGCUCUGCACACACUGGUACUACAGGAAGGCCUGCUGUCUGUCCUGCAAGACCAAAGGUCACUAA
Messenger RNA from Neoarius graeffei (lesser salmon catfish), 2928 nucleotides. RefSeq names its product ADAMTS-like protein 2. Lineage: Eukaryota; Metazoa; Chordata; Actinopteri; Siluriformes; Ariidae. The record is from RefSeq and is a predicted model, not a curated record. Gene Ontology annotation, cellular component: extracellular matrix. Gene Ontology annotation, biological process: extracellular matrix organization. Gene Ontology annotation, molecular function: metalloendopeptidase activity. The transcript is spliced from 19 exons.